Molecule: messenger RNA, 1194 nt
Organism: Oikopleura dioica
Lineage: Eukaryota; Metazoa; Chordata; Appendicularia; Copelata; Oikopleuridae
Source: the annotation of a GenBank genome assembly
AUGCCCAUGAAAAAGGUGGAAAUUGCCUCAAAGAUUGGCCUGAACCAAGUACCGUUGAUCGGCGUCAACUAUGAAGACGAAUUCCGAUCAAUCGAAGUUCGCCCGACUCGAGUUUGCGGAGUUCCCAGCGACGAAAGUUUUGAAUUUAUUCCUCAGAGAUACAGGGAAAAUGGCGUCGAAAAAAUUGGGCUCAAAAUUGUAGUUCAUCGUGUCACCGUUGAUCCGGAAACCUACUCGACCAAGGGCCAAAGAUGUCUGAUUCCCGUUGUCGACAUUGCUCAAGGAGGACUUCGAAAAAGUGGCCCGCUGCUCAACUCGAAUCGCCCCACAAUGAUGCACACGACUGAUAGCAACAACGAGUACACUUGCCGCUCCUACGAAAUUGAAUACUCUCGCGACGCCGACUCGCUGAAAAAUCAAAAAUUUUCAAUGCCCUACAAUCGCGUUCAGUACCCGCGCUACGAAACCUAUUUUCACGACAUGCGAAAGCGAUUCAGCGGCUAUUCGAACAAGCUUUUCAACUCGACUCUGGUGUUGUUUGCUGAAACUACGCUGCGUGACCGCUUUUACAAGGACAAAACUUUUGACCAAGAGACCGCCAACGAUCAAGUCCGCCGCAUCCUUGGCCAAUUUCUUCCGAUUGAGCAGUACGAGCUAGAAAAAAUGACCGAUUACGAUUUGCGAAGGUUCACCGAAAGCGUAAAAACAGUGAAACUUCGCCAGCAAAAAAUCGGCUGUUGUGCUUUCACCGCAGAUCGCCUCGAGGAUUACAUUGGUCGCCUCGAUGCCGAGCGCCGGCGCAGACGUGAGCUCUAUGUUGCAACUACUGGUGGCGGUGGAGAUGUUGAAUUCGACUACGCGGUUUCACCUUUUCGCGUCAAAUGUUGCCGCGAAAAAAUUCCCUGGAACGGUGUGCUCUUUGUCACUGGCAACAAUGGAAACGCCUCGCUCGUCCAAGAUUUUCGCAACAGCUUCUACAAUCCCGUCUUUCCUCGAAUCAUCCGCGCCGACAUUAAUCCCCAUCGAAUCUUUAUUGACCGGGUCCAAUCUUUUGGACGACCGAGAUUCAUUCUUGGCGCAAAUAGAAUGCCAGUUCCAAUUUUGCCGCCGCAAGGACAAGCCGCCGAUCCACUGCUCAACGGUCGCCAAGUCGAAGAAACUCUGCGCCCCGUCGUCGUCCAAGAAGAAAAUUAA